Messenger RNA from Gastrolobium bilobum, 1408 nucleotides. RefSeq names its product lipoyl synthase 2, mitochondrial. The record is from RefSeq and is a predicted model, not a curated record. The transcript is spliced from 4 exons. Gene Ontology annotation, cellular component: mitochondrion. Lineage: Eukaryota; Viridiplantae; Streptophyta; Magnoliopsida; Fabales; Fabaceae. Gene Ontology annotation, biological process: lipoate biosynthetic process. The coding region runs from base 29 to 1159 and encodes 376 amino acids. Gene Ontology annotation, molecular function: lipoate synthase activity; 4 iron, 4 sulfur cluster binding.
UCUGUGAUUGUCCCGAAGAGAGAGAGAGAUGAUGUAUUCGCGGAUAAGAACAGUCGCCGGAAACCUAAAAUCCACCACUAAGCGUUUCUGUUCAUCUUCCACCACCAACAUCACCGCGUUGCCGUCGCAAUUCCCGCAGACUCUGGCGGGGCUCCGAGCUCGCCUGGCGGAGGAAUCGCCGUCGCUCUCGGAAUUCAUUGCCCUGAAAUCCGACAACGCGUAUUCAGUGGAGGUUGGGACGAAGAAGAAGCCGCUUCCGAAGCCCAAAUGGAUGAAGGAAUCCAUUCCCGGCGGCGAGAAAUACGUGCAGAUCAAGAAGAAGCUCCGCGAAUUGAAGCUUCACACGGUCUGCGAGGAAGCCAGGUGCCCUAAUUUGGGCGAGUGUUGGUCCGGCGGCGAGACUGGAACUGCCACCGCCACUAUCAUGAUUCUCGGAGACACUUGUACUCGAGGUUGCAGAUUUUGCAAUGUCAAGACAUCAAGGACUCCUCCACCACCUGACCCUGAUGAGCCCACCAACGUGGCUGAAGCAAUUGCCUCGUGGGGUUUGGAUUAUGUGGUUAUAACGAGUGUUGACCGUGAUGAUUUACCUGAUCAAGGGAGUGGUCAUUUUACUGAGACAGUACAGAAGCUGAAGGCACUGAAGCCUAAUAUGCUGAUAGAAGCCUUAGUUCCUGAUUUUCGAGGAGAUGCUAACUGUGUAGAGAGGGUUGCCAAAUCAGGAUUAGAUGUCUUUGCACAUAAUAUUGAGACAGUUGAAGAGCUUCAGAAUGUUGUGCGGGAUCACCGUGCCAAUUUUAAGCAGUCUUUGGAUGUUCUAAUGAUGGCCAAGGAUUAUGCUCCUGCUGGAACCCUCACCAAGACUUCAAUAAUGUUAGGUUGUGGGGAAACAGCUGACCAGGUUGUGAAGACCAUGGAGAAGGUGAGAGCAGCUGGUGUUGAUGUGAUGACAUUUGGUCAGUAUAUGAGACCUUCAAAGCGCCAUAUGCCAGUAUCUGAAUAUAUUACACCCGAGGCCUUUGAGAAGUAUCAGACUCUUGGCAUGGAAAUGGGAUUUCGAUAUGUAGCAUCUGGCCCCAUGGUGAGAUCAUCAUACAAGGCAGGUGAAUUCUAUAUUAAAUCCAUGAUUGAAUCAGAUCGGGCUGCAUCUGCCUCUUGACCCAUUCUCUUUAUUUACACCCCUAUUAACGUGCAUUUUAUGUAAGAAGGAGCGCAGGAUUACCUCAUGGUGCUGAUGCUCAUGCAACAUGUAAUAUAUGAGUAAAAUGCCAUAAACAGGCUUAUGCUGUCUGCAAUUUUUUCUCCGCCCCCUCCCCUACUCAAACAUAAAUGAGUGGAUUGAUUCAGAUUUAUCUGUAAAAUGAAUAUUUCAAAGGUUAAAUUAUAUAUGUUCUCAUUUACUUGAACU